This is a messenger RNA of Tetrahymena thermophila SB210, 939 nucleotides long. RefSeq lists its product as hypothetical. NCBI's taxonomy places the organism in Eukaryota, Ciliophora, Oligohymenophorea, Hymenostomatida, Tetrahymenidae. The record is from RefSeq and is a predicted model, not a curated record. The transcript is spliced from 3 exons.
AUGUCACUAGAUUAAAAAGAAAAUAGUGAAAUUAAAGAUAAAUUAUUUUUAGAUUAAAAAAAGUAAAUAGAUUUUAUAUCUCUAACUAAUACACAUAAUUUAAUAUAAGAGAAUAUCACUCUUUCAUCUGAAUAAUAAAAAAAUUAAAUAUAGUAAGAAGAAGAUAUUGAGUUUGUUGAUAAACUAUAUCCUUCUAACUUGAAUUAAAUUGAUUUAAUUUAAAAAUUUAAUAAAUAUAAUAAUGGUGUUAAAAAUUUAAAUAUCUAAACACAUGAUUCUCCUUCUUUGUUUGCUUCACCUUAUUUUUAAGGAUAAACUGAUAGUUAAAUUUAAUCCGUUCCAUUAUUAUAGUCUUCUACAAACGCUUAAAUUUCAGAAAAAGAAUAUGUCGCUUUUGAUGAACAAAAAAGCAAUUAACCAGAAAACACUAUUUUUAAAAUGAUUCAAAAAAAUACUCAAAAUAUUGUUGAGUUGGAUCCAAAAAAGUUAAAAACGAAUGGUUUUCCUAUUUUAUAAAUGAAAUCUACUGACAAUGAAGAUUAGAUAAAAAUAUCAUCUGAUAUAAGAAAUUUAGAAUAAUAAAAAGAUAUAAGUAAGUUAGAUCUAAUAAUGCACACAAGUAAAUUAAAUAUCAGCAAAGUAAAUAUGGAUAAAACUAUCUAUUAAGAAAUUAAUUUUAAUCCUUAGAAAGAUGAGUUUUUUAAUUAAGUAUAGAUGUUUAAUUAAACAGUUUCAACAUCUAGAGUAUUAAUAGAGUAAAACAUAAGUAGCAUUUCUCCUAUAAAUACAAAAACAAAGAAAUAAAAUGAUGAAAUUUUAUUCAACUAAUAAAGUGAACAUAAAUUAGAAAAUAAAAUUUAAGAUUUAAAUGAAUAAAAUAUUAAUAAAUAUUUUAAUAAUAAAAACCAAUAUUUGCCAUAAUAGCGUUUAUUUCUCUGA